Erinaceus europaeus (western European hedgehog) is the source of this 2274-nucleotide messenger RNA. RefSeq names its product coenzyme Q8B (gene COQ8B). Gene Ontology annotation, biological process: ubiquinone biosynthetic process. Bases 210 to 1769 code for a protein of 519 amino acids. The transcript has 15 exons. NCBI's taxonomy places the organism in Eukaryota, Metazoa, Chordata, Mammalia, Eulipotyphla, Erinaceidae. Gene Ontology annotation, molecular function: kinase activity. The record is from RefSeq and is a predicted model, not a curated record. Gene Ontology annotation, cellular component: extrinsic component of mitochondrial inner membrane.
GCGCUUGAGCCCCCACACGUAACGGAGUGAAAGCCUGGAACAGUGGGCGCUUAGCAACGGGGCAGAGAACCACUAACAUGGGGAACUAGGGACAGGGGUGGAAUGUGGGUCCUUAGCAACCGAGUGGCAGGCGUUAGCUAGUGACGAGGGGGCCUCAGGAAAGUGGAGUUGUAACCCUGCUGGAUCUGUGGGUGUCUAGCAACGCGGCAAUGUGGCUGGAGAUGGGGGGCCUCCUGCGGGGGACCUGUGCACAGCUAGGACGGACUAUUGCUCUGCCCCGUGGGGCCCUGGAGCCUGGACCACAUCGCUGGGGCCCAUGUGGAUGUUCUUGGGCCCACAAGCUUCAUCAGGAUGGGCCUGGCAGAGGACUGGGUGAAGAGGACAUUCGCAGGGCACGGGAGGCCCGGCUCAGGAAGGCACCCAGACCUCAGCUGAGUGACCGCUCUCGUGAACGCAAGGUGCCCGCCUCCCGCAUCAACCGUCUGGCCAACUUUGGGGGACUUGCUGUGGGCUUGGGGCUGGGAGCGCUGGCAGAGCUAGCCAAGAAGUCCCUGCCUGGAGGACAGAUACAAUCAGCUUCCAGCCCGUUCCUGUCAGAAGCCAACGCCGAGCGGAUUGUGCAGACCUUGUGUACAGUGCGGGGGGCCGCCCUUAAGGUCGGCCAGAUGCUCAGCAUCCAGGACAAUAACCUCAUCAGCCCCCAGCUGCAACGCAUCUUCGAGCGUGUCCGUCAGAGCGCAGACUUCAUGCCACGGUGGCAGAUGCUGAGAGUCCUGGAAGAGGAACUUGGCAGGGACUGGCAGACCAAGGUGGCCUCCCUGGAGGAGAUACCCUUUGCCGCUGCCUCCAUUGGGCAGGUGCACCAGGGUGUGCUGCAGGACGGAACAGAAGUGGCUGUGAAGAUCCAGUACCCAGGCGUGGCACAGAGCAUCCAAAGUGACGUGCAGAACCUGCUGGCGGUGCUCCAGAUGAGUGUGGCCCUGCCUGAGGGCCUGUUUGCGGAGCAGAGCCUGCAGGCCCUGCAGCAGGAGCUUGCCUGCGAGUGUGACUAUCAGCGUGAGGCAGCUUGUGCCCAGAACUUCAGGCAGCUUUUGGCUGGUGACCCCUUUUUCCGGGUGCCUGCAGUGAUCAAUGAGCUGUGCACGAAACGGGUGCUGAGCAUGGAGCUGGCUGGGGGGGUCCCCCUGGACCAGUGUCAGGGCCUGAGCCAAGACAUCCGGAACCAGAUUUGCUUCCAGCUGCUGAGGCUGUGUCUGCGUGAGCUGUUCGAGUUCCGAUUCAUGCAGACAGACCCCAAUUGGGCCAACUUCCUCUAUGAUGCCUCCAGCCACCAGGUGACCCUGCUGGACUUUGGGGCAAGCCGGGACUUUGGAACCGAAUUCACAGACCACUACAUUGAGGUGGUGAUGGCCGCAGCCAAUGGAGACAGAGACCGUGUCCUGCAGAAAUCCAAGGACCUCAGAUUCCUCACAGGCUUUGAGACCAAGGCCUUCUCCGAUGCCCACGUGGAGGCGGUGAUGAUCCUGGGGGAGCCCUUCGCCACCCAGGACCCCUACGAUUUUGGGGUGGGGGACACAGCUCGUCGGGUGCAGAGCCUCAUCCCGGUGCUGCUGCGGCACCGGCUCCGCCCGCCCCCCGAGGAGACCUACGCCCUGCACCGCAAGCUGGCGGGGGCCUUCCUGGCCUGUGCCCGCCUCCGCGCCCGCAUCGCCUGCCGGGACCUCUUCCAGGACACCUACCAGCAAUACUGGGCCCGCCGCCAGGCCUAGCCUCACCGCUGCCUCCUCUGGGUGUGUGUGGGGGGAUGGGGGUACCUCGAGCCAGAGGGCCCCCAUCUGGGGACACCCGCCCACUAAAUGAGAAGGCUCCACCCCACGCAGCUCCAAGGCUGGGGAACCCUACCCCCCACCACCCAGUCGUGCCUGGGCGGUCCCUUCCUUGCCUAGGGUUUGGGAACCCUGGCGAACCUGACCCCCAGAUGACUCCCUCCAACUCCCCCCACUCCAAAGCAUCUGCGCGCCCCUCCCACCCACCUUUGGGGAGACUGAACCAGAGGGGAGAUCCUUCACCUUGACCCGUUGUGGGGGGUCUCCCACGGUCCGGCUUGGGCUGGUGAAAGGCCACUAGAGGUGGGUGGUGCAGUCAGCCCUCACCUCAGCUGGACUCAGCCCUCCACCAGCUGCUGCUUCCGCCCAUCCCCUCCACCUCUGUGUGUUGGGGAGGUGGUGAGGGGUGUCUGAACCCUCAGCGGGAAUAAAAGCGGCCCUCCCCUUC